Messenger RNA from Bombina bombina (fire-bellied toad), 1607 nucleotides. RefSeq names its product metabolism of cobalamin associated C (gene MMACHC). Gene Ontology annotation, biological process: cobalamin metabolic process. NCBI's taxonomy places the organism in Eukaryota, Metazoa, Chordata, Amphibia, Anura, Bombinatoridae. The record is from RefSeq and is a predicted model, not a curated record. Bases 28 to 774 code for a protein of 248 amino acids. Gene Ontology annotation, cellular component: cytoplasm. Gene Ontology annotation, molecular function: demethylase activity; FAD binding; cyanocobalamin reductase (cyanide-eliminating) (NADP+) activity. The transcript is spliced from 4 exons.
CAGCGCGCUCGCCAGGUUGAGGAGGUCAUGGGGAACCUGGCAGAGGUUGUAGAGUUGCGGGAGCAGUUGGCAGGGGCACUGAUGCCCUAUGGUUUUGAGGUGUAUCCUUUCCAGGUUGGAUGGUACAAUGCAGUGCUGGAGCCAGCCUUCCACCUCCCUUACCCAGAUGAUACAUUGGCGUUUGUCGUACUGAGCACACCUUCAAUGUUCGAAAAAGCAUUUAAACCAUUUCUUGCUGAGCACACACUGCAGAAACUCCGAGAUCCUAUUGAUCAGUGCAUCUCAUACCAUUUGUCACUAGCAAAGGAGCAUUUUCCUUCUCAUAAAGUAGACGUCAUCUAUGAUUACGAAUUACAUCCCAACCGGCGUCCUAAAGCUCUGAUGCAAACAGCGGCGCAUGUGUCUGGAGCCGCCUAUUAUUAUCAACGCAAGGACGUAUCCCAGGAUCCUUGGGGUGAAAAGAAGAUGUUUGGUGUCUGCGUGCACGCGAGGUUUGGAGGAUGGUUUGCUAUCCGUGCUGUUACGUUAUUUGCCGAUGUGCAGGCUCCUGGCCUUCAGCAAACACCCCCCAUGGACUGUAUUCAAUCCCAGGAGGAUAGGAUGCAACUCCUGGAGCUCUUCAACUUCCACUGGCGAGACGGGAGGUACCGCGAUGUUCUGCAAGCCCAAGAAAGAUAUUCUGCAGAACAGACUCUUUACUUUGCAACUCCACCUGGGGAGAGACUGAAGCUUCUGGAGAUGUGGGGCCAACUUCAUCUCAGUCCGUCUGGCUGAUGUUGGACAGACUUGGCUUUCUUAACAAUAGGAAAGUGACAUACGCAGUACGCCCUAAUCAAGGGCAUUUUCUGCUUCUUCCUAUUGGUUACUUUUUUAUUUUAACCCCAUAUUCUCUCUUUAGGUGCUUGAAAUAGGAUCCUUAUGUAAAAAAAUAAAUUAAUCACUUUUGGACAUAGGAGACGAUUUAUAAAGCUCUGUAUGAAGCUUGAUGCCCCUGUUUCUGCGUGAGCCUUCAGGAUUACCGGAAACAGAAGUUAUGAAGCAGCGGUCUAAAGACCACAUAACUCGUCCGCCUGCUCUGAGGCUGCAGAGAGAAAUCAACCCGCUCGGAUACGAUCGGGUUGAUUGACACCCACUGCUAGUGGCCGAUUUUCCGCAAAUCUGCAGGGGGCGGCAUUGCACCAGCAGUUCACAAGAACUGCUGGUGCAAUGAUAAAUGCCAACAGCGUAUGCUGUCAGCAUUUAUCGAUGUGCAGCAGAGUAAGAUGAGUGGAUCUGAGAAAAACCGAUAAAUGUCCCUAAUCGCUGAUGUUAGAAUAGAGCAGCAGGUCCUAAAAGUUCUUUUAAACACUUUAUUUUAGUUGGGUGAUGGGAAAUAUUAAUAUUUUUGGCAUAUUUACUACUUUAUUUUUAUUUUAUUUAUUUUUUUUAAAUCAUUUUAAAAAUUUUAUUGUUUAAAAUCACUGUAUCUUUUAUGAAUGAAGUGGAUAACUCCACAUAUGGCCUUAAUAUUUUAUCCAAGAAGAUUAAGACAUUCGUGGUGACUGAGCCAUUACUAGAAACAAUGCUGUUCCCCUGUUUGUUCACAAUAAAUUCCUGUUUUGCUGCCA